This is a messenger RNA of Myxozyma melibiosi, 1063 nucleotides long. RefSeq names its product beta-lactamase-like protein. The coding region runs from base 69 to 1037 and encodes 322 amino acids. The record is from RefSeq and is a predicted model, not a curated record. Lineage: Eukaryota; Fungi; Ascomycota; Lipomycetes; Lipomycetales; Lipomycetaceae. The transcript has a single exon.
CUGUCUUUCUCACGAGUGCUGCUCUAGUUCGCUGCUCAAUCGCCAUCCUACAGAAAAUAGACACCGAAAUGGCCGAGGAAACCAGCUGCUUUUCGUGGAAGAAGCUCAACAGCUCGACGUACAGAGUGGUUCAGGACGACUCGCUCAAGGAGCUGCCGUUCAUCUACAUCAAGGUCUACCCGACCCUGCUCCUGCUCAUCGACACCGGCUGCGGUCCUAACCACUGCCGCGACCCGACCGUGUCCGAGAAGUCGAUCCGGAGCUACAUCGAGAAGCACCUCGAGGCAGACGGCCGUCUGCUGACCGCCGACGGGCAGAAGAAGCAAUGGCUCAUCUUCAUCACCCACACGCACUACGACCAUAUCGGCGGCAUGUUUGAGUUCCCCGACGCGGACAUCUUCAUCUCUGGAUACUCGAAAGAGUACAUCCUCAAGGACCUUGGCUGCAACUCGCUCUGCUGCGUGUUCGGCAUCCCGACGCCCAAGUUCGACGUCUACCACUGGCUCGAGCAGAAGGAGAAGCUCUCGUACAAGGGCAUCGACCUCAAGCUCGAGUCGCUGCUCACGCCCGGCCACACUCCGGACGAGAUCGCGCUCUACGACGAGGAGGAGCAGGUUCUGUUUGCCGGCGACUCGCUGUACGAGGAAAUCCCCGUCUACAUCAUCGAGACCUCCGACAUGCUCGACUUUAGCAAGUCGCUCGAUCUCAUGAUCGAGUACGUGCAGGGCAAGAACAAAGAGCUCGAGGCCUCGGGCAAGCGCGUCAUCACCUGCGCAGGACACAUCACCGACGACGUUGAUACCGAGAAACUGGCGCUCGAGAUCAAGGAGUGCUUCUACGAUACGCUCAAGGGCAAGAGCGUGCUCACAAAGCAGGAGACUAUGCGUGGCAAGAACGUGCUCACGUACAUGAACGCGACUAAGAAUGUUGGAUUCAUGUGCAUCGACACCAAGUUGAUGGAGGGAAUGAAGCACUUUGGCUUUGAGUGGGAGGUUCCCGCCCCGUUGCCUGCUGAUGUUACCGUCAAGACAUUCUAAGCACCUCCGAGAGUUUUAAAUAUAAU